AAAGUGGAAAUUAGAAUUUUAAGGCUUAGAAAUUUGGCCUUGUUCAGACUGCCACUUAAAAUCCAAUUUUUUGUAUAUACAGAUUGUAUCCAGAUGAGUUUUUAAUAGUCUGGACAGCAAAAGGCACAUGAAAUCAGAUUUUUCCAAAUCUGAUUCAAACCACAUCGGGAGGUGGUUUCAAAUGCGAUUUAAAUCAGAUGCGUCUCAGUCCGGAUGCUCUGGCUGCUCAAUUCGGAUUUAAAAUGGAUUUUUGAUGAUGAUGAUUUCAAAAAUCUGUGACUGCAGCAUGGAACAUCACAAUAUUUACCAGUCUCCUCCAUCGCUGAGUUUUUCUUGUGCGACGGAGGAGUUCUGCACCGCGACUGGACAGGGUGCUUAUUUGGAGAGCGAGAUGACGCACAUCCAUUUUUCCCGAUUUGCCUGCAGUCUGAACAUAGCCUUAGACAUUUUCUCUCAAAAUGAGGAAUGCUAAUUAACAUGGGGUGCUUUCACACUAGCACUUUUGAUGCGCACCUGGGUUUGUUUGAUGUUGAAGUUUGGUACGUUUGGAUUAUGUGAACGCUGUUUUCCGAACUCUAGUGCAAACCUGUGAACCGCACCCAAGUCCGCUUAAAAAGGUGGUCUGGGGUAAGGCUAGGCAAUAUGACGAUAUAUAUUGUGGCUACGAUAUAAAGUGUAUAUCGUUAGAUAUUGAGAAUUACACAGAAAUGUGAAGCGUAUCAUUUUUAAAAGCACUUGCAUGAAUUCGUCUGUUUAAACUUUUGUAUUAUUUGAGCUAAAAGUUGUUUAAAUUCUAAUUUUUACAGUCAUUUUAGGGUUUUAGGGUUUUUGAGAUUACAACGUCAUGACAACAAAGUUUUAAAGUUGGCUAUAACUUUACACAGAAAAGGUUAGUGAGUGAUUUUAUCACACUAAAUCAUGUUUACAUGCAUAUUGAUUGUCUUGUGGCUAUACUUCUGAAAACGUGAGUAUUUUAUCAAAAGAAAAUUGGCCCCUAUUCACUUCCAUUGUAAGUGCCUCACUGUAACCUAAAUUUUUGCUUAAAGAAAUAGAGGGGCAACUUAAAAUCAAUUUUUGUGGUAAUCAACAUUGUGCCACAAAUACUGUCGAUUAAGCUUAACUUGAAUUGAAUUCAGAACAUUCCUUUAAAUUAAGAGCCUGAUCCACACAUUUCGGUGGAUAUUUGUUUUUACUUGUAUAUUAUUUUAUUUUCAUUGCUUUGAGAUGAUGUUGAGUUCCCUGAGGAAAGGUUAUAAUAAUAAUAAUAAUAAUAUUGGUCAACAACAUAUCGGACUGAAAAGUGGCAUAAUGUGAAAUUCAGCAUAAGGUUGAUUUAUAAUCAAGUUGAGUGUUUUGUAUUUUUAUUAGAUUUUUUUACUUUGACUAUGCUUGUCAAAUUCCAAAUAAAGAUUCAAUUCUAAAACAGGAAGUAGUUUUCAUUUAUACGGUAUUAAAUUAACUUUCUGUAUUAUUCAAAAAUAGACAUUAAUAUAUGUUUAUUUACAUAUAAACAUAUUUUUUAUAAGAUUUUGGUCAUAUUGUCCACCCCUAAUCUAAAGUAUGGCUCUUGUGAACUGUAGUACUGUGUGCUGCUGAAAUGAGCGCAGUCGACCCUAACUGCGGAAGUGAACAACUAAUGAUUUUUCAUACCUGCUUGUCUCCAAAUAUAUUGCCUUCAGAGUGAAGCUCACAUUCUUUACAACUCUUGCAAUGCAUCCACAGGCAUCAUUGCACAUUCAAUGCAUCUGUGGCAGACAAACACAAGUGUCGUUCUGUUCAUGUAAAGUUUGGUGGUAAAUCCAAAGAUACAAACGUCAGUACUUCACUUCACACUGUUAAGCUUACGUCUUCUUGAGUUACAGUGGUAAACAGCUGCCGCUUAUAGUCAAGUUCAUGAUGCAAUCGGAAUGCAGUUUGGACCCAACAUUAUGUGACCAGCAGGGGCAGUGGGAGGGGGGAGAAAACUAACUCUGGUUCAGUCCAAGCAAUCGAACCCAAGUGUGAAACCACCCUUGUUGAUUGUGCCAGGGAAAGUAAACUUUUGGGAAUAGUUCACCGGAAAAUAAAAAUUGUCGCGAUUCGCUCUGUUUUUCCAAACCCUUAUGAUUUUCUUUCUUCCAUGGAUCCCAAAAAGAGAUGUUAGGCAGAAUGUUUUCCUCAGUCACCAUUCAAUCUCACGCAAUCUUUUAUUUUUUCAUACAAUGAAAGUGAAUGGUGACUGCUUCUGAUAUUCUGCCUAACAUAUACUUUUGGGUUGUUACAUGGAAGAGAGUCAUACAGGUUUGCAACAACAUGAGGCCUGCCUUAAAUGUUUUGCCUGGCUCCAGUCUAUCAGGAGCUGGUAAUGAUAAGCAUUCUCAAAGCUCUGCCUCUGUGGAAGACAUUGAAAUGGAAAUUGGCCAGUCUAUGCAGAGUAUGGGCAGUCCAUUGCCAGUCAGCAUGCCAGUGUGUGCCACUGGAAGUGAGAUGGAUGAUGUUGAGGCUAAGCCUCUCACCUGUUUAAUCUCACCACCAGUCAUCCCUGUUGAAACCCAUAAGCCAGAGCCUGCACCCAUGCCUCUGCAUAUGCCCCUGGCUAACGGAACCAGGCCCAGUGACUCUUACACAACAACACCAGAGUCUCGCUUGGACUAUGAUACAGAUAUUAUUGGCGAUGAUCUGGAUGAGCUGUUGGACAGAGCAAGUCCAUCGGAGACUUCAUUGGAUAUUCCUACAGUAGAUGGACCUAUCCGUUUACCAACCAGUAUUGCUACCAGUAGUAUGAUGUCGAGUCCUCUGCUCAUGCCUUCCCACCUGAGCAAUCCAUUUCUGAACAUAACUCCACAGUGCACGAUAAAUUUACCUGCUCCCUACCACAAACCAAUUUCAUCAUAUUCUCUUGGUCUGGACACAUUUUCCUCUCCAUUGGACUCAUUGGAUAAUUUGGCAAUUUCAGAGUCUCAGACAGAUAAUCAUUUCAGCCAGCAUCAUUUCAUGUCGAUGGGCAACAGUGACAUGUCAGUGCCAAGCAUUCCGCCCAUUGGGAUGGGUUUCAGCACAUCCGAUGGGACGUACAUGCAGGAUUAUCCGCAGCUAGAUCUUGCCAAGAAUCCUCUUGCUGAUACCCAUGAUUUCAAACAGGCCUGUUCCUCGUGCUAUAUUAAAACCGGACUUGGAGUACUGGAUUACACCUACCAUCCAGAGGACCACAAAUGCAAAAAGGAUUUGCUUUUGGGAAGACUUAAACACACAGAUCUCCCAACAUGGAAGCUUAUUCGUCCCAGACCCACCAAAAACCAAUAUAUGGGGCCUUAUUAUAUUUGCAAAGAUGUAGCAAUGGGACAAGAAUGCAGGUACCUAGGACACUGUACCUUUGCUUACUGCCAAGAGGAAAUUGAUGUGUGGACCCUGGAACGCAAAGGCUUCAUCUGCAGGGAAAACCUUUGUGAUCCUUAUGGAUCGAGGCCUAAGAUAAAUUUGACUGUUCCUAAAAUCCUUUUGGAGCACCACGGGAUAUUUAUGUUCCUCUGUGAGGUGUGCUUUGAUCACAAACCCAGAAUAAUCAGCAAAACCAAUAAGGACAACCCCAGUCUAUGCUCUCACCCUGUGACAAAGCAUGCAUUUGAGGAAAAGAAGUGCCUUGUACACAUUUUGAAGGACAAAACCGUUAGGUACGCCAAAGUCCGUCCCUACCACACUCAUUGCCAGAUGGAUCUGUGUAGGCAUGAGGUGCGAUAUGGGUGUCAGAGAGAGGAUUCCUGCUUUUACUCCCACAGCCUCGUUGAGCUCAAAGUGUGGAUGAUGCAGAGUGAAAAAGGUAUUACACAUGAAAGUAUCGUUCAAGAGUCCCAGAAAUAUUGGAAUAUGGACGCUGCUCCUCAUACCCAGGAGCUCCAUCAAGCCCUGUGCAGAUUUGGCCCACCUAACCUGAAGUUGCAGUUUGUAUGUGCACAGUGUUGGAGAAACGGUCAAGUCAGUGAGCCAGACAAAAACAAAAAGUAUUGCAGUGCCAAGGCUAAGCAUCCUUGGUCUAAAGAAAGACGAGUGGUUCUGGUUAGCUCUGUUGAACGGAAAAAGUGGACAACAGUUCGCCCUCUCCCAACAAAAAAGCCGAUUCCUGCUCAGUUUGAAAUUUGCAUGCAUGUGGCUUCUGGCAAAAAGUGUCAGUACAUUGGAAACUGCACCUUUGCGCACAGUACAGAGGAACGAGAUCUAUGGACCUUCAUGAAGGAUAACAAUAUUUCAGACAUGGAGCAGCUGUAUGAGCUGUGGCUGCAGUCCCAAAAGCCGGGCUGGAGUGAGGAAACCUCCAGCAGUGCUGCCAGAGAGAACAGCAAACAGAUUCAGAUGCCCACAGAUUAUGCUGAGGAAGUGGCUGGCAACCAUUGCUGGUUGUGUGGGAAAAACUGCAACAGCGACAAGCAGUGGCAGCAGCACAUCACCUCUGAGAAGCACAAAGAGCGAGUGUUCAACUCUGAGGACGAUCAGAACUGCUGGCAGUAUCGUUUCCCUACUGGCACCUUCAAAGUCUGCGAGCGGUUCCUCAAGGGCACCUGCACUGAGGAGGAACUUUGUAAGAUGGCACAUGGAGAGGAGGAGUUGAAAGAAUGGAAGGACAGAAGAGAAUUCCUGUUGAUGAAACAUGCCAAAGCCAGAAAAGAUCACUUGAUAGCGCCAAAUGACAAUGACUUUGGCAAAUAUAGUUUUCUGCUUAAAGAUAUUAAGUAAUAUUUUAAUUCAAAGAUUGAUGCAGGGUGUUCUGGAACUAUAAUAUGUCUUGGGCUCAGUAUUGAAUCAGGCAAGCGCGGUGUUGAUCUCUGAGGAGGAGGCAUGUUCCUCCUCCUUGAUUGUCAUGGAAAGCACAGAGCUGGCCUUGUGUUCUGAGUUAUAACUGGCUCUGUUGCUUUUAUGACCAGUUCAAAUGAAUGCACCAUCGCCUUUAAUGUUUUUGUUGUUAAAUAGCAUGGCGGAUCACCUUUCAGGAAGUGGAAUUUGGAUUUUGAUCAUGAAACCCAAGGCAGAAGUGCAGUAUAGGUAUGGAAGGAGAUAAUGAAUAUAUUGAGAUUUAUUUAUUUUUUUCUCUUUCGGUUUUUCAUUCUUGUGUCAUGAUGCUGUUGUUCUACAUUUUCACCAAAUUAGUAUGUUGCAUGAUCACUGUGUUUAUGCCUCUUGGUAUUAUAUGGACCAACAUAAACACAAUAAAGUCUUCAUCUCUUCAGCUUCCAAUGUUUCAGAAAGCAAAACUGUAUCAAGGAAUUUAUACCAUUUAAGUGUAUUAAUAAAGACAUAAAAAGGGACGCUGGUGAAUUAGGUUGAUGUCAAGACAUGUUUUGUCCAUGAGAGGGAGAUAUUGGACAAGACUUUUUCUAGUUAUGCUCCGCUCUAAAAUAUUUAGUCAGCUAGCAAUGGCCUUUCAUGAGUGCAAUUUCUCAAAAAAAUACUUUUUUUAAUCAAUCAUCAGGAUCAUAACAUGAGAAAUACAAUUACACAUUACAAGAAGGCAUUGUACUAUAAAAACAUAUUACUUUUAAUGUCGCCCAAUGCAGAUAAUUAUAUAUUUUUUUAUUACAGUUGAAGUCAGAAGUUUACCAUGCCAAAUACAUCAAACUCAGUUUUACACUAUUCCUGACAUUUAACCAUAGAAAACAUUCCCUGUUUUAGGUCAGUUAGGAUCACUACUUAUUAAGAAUGUGAAAUGUCAGAAUAAUAGUAGAGAGAAUCAUUUAUUUCAGCUUUUAUUACUUUCAUCACAUUCUCAGUGUGUCAGAAGUUUACAUACACUUUGUUAAUAUUUGGUAGCAUUGCCUUUAAAUUGUUUAACUUUGGUUCAAACAUUUUGGACAGCCUUCCACAAGCUUCUCACAAUAAGGUGCUGGAAUUUUGGCCCAUUCCUCCAAACAGAACUGGUGUAACUGAGUCAGGUAUGUAGGCCUCUUUGCUUGCACACACUUUUUCAGAUUGAGGUCAGGGCUUUGUGAUGGCCACUCCUAUACCUUGAUGUUGUCGUCCUUAAGCCAUUUUGCCAGAACUUUGGAGGUAUGCUUGGGGUCAUUGUCCAUUUGGGACUGAGCUUUAACUUCCUGGCUGAUGUCUUGAGAUCUUGCUUAAGUAUAGCCACAUAGUUUUCCUUCCUCAUGAUGUCACCUAUUUUGUGAAGUGCACCAGUCCCUCCAGCAGCAAAGCACCCCCACAACAUGAUCCUGCCACCCCCAUGUUUAACGGUGGGAUGGCUUCCAAGGCUUAAUGAUUUGCCAAAACAAUAGUGUGCUAAUAUUAAAUCUGUAGCGUGGGUAAAAUAUGUUUUAAUGACUUCAACCUUAGUGUAUGUAAACUUCUGACUUCAACUGUAUAGACAUGCUGUAUUCAGAGUUUGGUAUAUUGCUUCUGAAAUUUAAUCUGGUUACAA
This is a messenger RNA of Xyrauchen texanus (razorback sucker), 6385 nucleotides long. Its product is annotated as zinc finger CCCH domain-containing protein 7A-like. The coding region runs from base 2212 to 4707 and encodes 831 amino acids. Gene Ontology annotation, biological process: miRNA processing. The record is from RefSeq and is a predicted model, not a curated record. The transcript is spliced from 18 exons. Gene Ontology annotation, molecular function: metal ion binding; protein binding; miRNA binding. NCBI's taxonomy places the organism in Eukaryota, Metazoa, Chordata, Actinopteri, Cypriniformes, Catostomidae.